Molecule: messenger RNA, 655 nt
Organism: Benincasa hispida (wax gourd)
Lineage: Eukaryota; Viridiplantae; Streptophyta; Magnoliopsida; Cucurbitales; Cucurbitaceae
Source: RefSeq, a predicted model, not a curated record
AGUUGAGUUACAAUCCCUGACCUAUUUAUCAUUAUUGUUUCGUUUGAGAGAGGGGCAUAGAGCCGAAGCUUUUGAGGUAGAUUUGCGGAUAAAGCUCUACCACGCUCGGAAUCAAGCAAGCGGGAGGGUGAAGGAGAUGGCGGGUGCAUUUUGGGGGACACGGGUAUUGGAGAUUGUGAAGAAGCACGAUUCCGGAGGUUUAGUCUGGAAGAGAAUCAAGCUCACCACAACCCGUAAAGCCAACGCCAAGAAAAGGCUUCUUCGUGUUUGGCAGAAUGAGGCUGUUCUGAAGGCAUGUUCUGAGCCACCUCCGCCUAAAUCCUCGGGAGACAAAAUUAGUCAAGUUGGAAUAAAUGAGUAAGAACUCCAUAGGAUCCAAAAGAGUUUGGCGGCAACUUCGGCUUUGCAGUGCCAAUCUUUUUUUCCCCUUAUCUGGGCCUUUUAGAAAGGAAGAGUGAACUUUAAGUAGACAUGAGUGAUCUCAAAAGUUCUCAUCCUCAUUUGUAAGCGAUGACACAUACACUAGUGUGGAAUUACUGCCUCGAGUUUCACAUCAUUUUAUUUUUUUUUGUUAUUUGAUUUAAUAUGAUUAGUUUUUCAUGGUCCUGACUGCCUCACGAAUGGCUCGUCUUUCAGUAAAAGUAUUUGAUAUUUA